Molecule: messenger RNA, 1593 nt
Organism: Arachis ipaensis
Lineage: Eukaryota; Viridiplantae; Streptophyta; Magnoliopsida; Fabales; Fabaceae
Product: serine/threonine-protein kinase SRK2A
Biological process (GO): protein phosphorylation
Molecular function (GO): protein serine/threonine kinase activity; ATP binding
Source: RefSeq, a predicted model, not a curated record
UCACAGUCCCACGUGCACUCUCCCCUUCCUCACUCCUCUCCCACUCUACAAUCAAUUCAUAAUUAAAUCUUCACUCUCCCUCUCUCUCUCUUUCUCUCUCUCUCUCUCUCUUUGUUGCUAUUUAUUAUUAUUAUAUGAUAUCCUUGUAUUAUAUACAUAUAGACGAAGAGCGAGCCAGUUUUUCAGUGAAAGCAAGCUCCUUUACAUUCCCCUUUUGAUCAGAGUAUAAAGUUGUGCUGUGGUUCAUAAAAGGGACUUGCAUGACCCAUUUGAGUUGCCGAAUUUGAACACCACUUCCUUCCAUAGCAAAAGCUAGUUGUGUCUCUGUGUCAAGUUCAGGAGAUCAUGGAAAAGUACGAGGCCGUGAAGGAUUUGGGAGCUGGGAAUUUUGGGGUGGCUAGGCUCAUGAGAAACAAGGAGACCAAGGAGCUCGUUGCCAUGAAAUACAUAGAGCGUGGCCACAAGAUUGAUGAGAAUGUGGCAAGAGAGAUUAUCAAUCACAGAUCCCUUCGGCAUCCCAACAUAAUUCGCUUCAAGGAGGUAGUUUUGACCCCCACUCAUUUAGCAAUAGUGAUGGAGUAUGCAGCCGGAGGAGAGCUCUUUGAGAGAAUAUGCAACGCUGGAAGGUUUAGUGAAGAUGAGGCUAGAUAUUUCUUUCAGCAACUGAUUUCCGGUGUCCAUUACUGUCAUGCCAUGCAAAUAUGCCACAGGGAUUUGAAGCUAGAAAAUACUCUUUUAGAUGGAAGCCCUGCACCUCGCCUGAAAAUUUGUGACUUUGGUUAUUCCAAGUCAUCAUUGCUUCAUUCAAGACCCAAAUCAACUGUUGGAACUCCAGCUUAUAUCGCACCAGAGGUUCUUUCUAGGAGGGAGUAUGAUGGGAAGUUGGCUGAUGUCUGGUCAUGUGGAGUGACUCUUUAUGUCAUGCUAGUUGGAGCAUAUCCCUUUGAGGAUCAGGAUGACCCUAGGAAUUUUAGGAAAACAAUUCAGCGUAUAAUGGCUGUUCAGUACAAAAUCCCGGAUUAUGUUCACAUCUCUCAAGAUUGCAGACACCUUCUUUCACGCAUAUUUGUCGCUAACCCAUUGAGGAGAAUUUCUCUCAAGGAAAUCAAGAGCCACCCAUGGUUUUUAAAGAACUUACCAAGGGAGCUAACUGAAUCAGCUCAAGCUGCCUACUACCAAAGAGGCAACCCAAGCUUUUCCGUUCAAAGCAUAGAUGAGAUCAUGAAAAUCGUGGGAGAGGCAAGGGACCCUCCUCCGGUAUCUAGGCCUGUCAAAGGUUUUGGGUGGGAAGGCGAAGAAGAAGAGGAAGUGGAAGAAGAGGUGGAGGAAGAGGAAGAGGAAGAAGAUGAGUAUGACAAGAGGGUCAAGGAGGUUCAUGCAAGUGGAGAAUUUCACAUCAGUUAAGCUGUCUAAUAAUUCUUGUGUACUUGUUACAAGUAUUAUUAUUAUUAUGUGGUAGAAUUCACUUAUUUGUGUGUACUAUAAUUUGUAACAACUUCUAAAAUGACACUAUUCAUGUAAUGUAGUACUAUAUCACCCAUGUUAUGUAUGAGAAAUGGAUUAGUGUACCUGGCUCCUUAUAUUCUGAAUUCC